AUGGAAGUUUCUCCUCCAACUUUAGAGUUUACUGGUACCUUUACCAAACAAACCACAGAGUAUUUAUCCUUGAGUAAUACUACCGAUGUUCCUUUAGCAUUCAAAGUUAAAACUACAGCUCCAAAAUUAUAUUGUGUUAGACCAAAUGCUUCUAUAAUUAAUCCAGGUGAUAGUCUUAAAAUUGCUAUUAUCUUACAAGGGUUUUCUCAAAGUUUACCAAAAGAUUAUAAAUGUAAAGAUAAAUUCUUAUUAGUUUCAUUACCUUGUCCUGAAUUACAAGAUGCUUCAAAAGUUGGUGAUUCUUGGGCUCAAUUAGAAUCAGAAUUUAAAUCAGAAGUGGUUUCAAAAAAAUUAAGAGUUAAUUAUGUCGUUACUGAUAAUGAUAAAGAAGAACAACAACAGCCUUCAUCUAAUGGUGGUUAUAAUGAUGAAUCAUCAACCACAGAACCAAUUGUUAGUCCACGUCAAAGAAAUCCUCCUGCUCCUGCUAUUGUUGCUCCUGUUUCCGAAAGUACUCCUUCAAGGGCUCCAAAUGGUAAUGAUAGUGGUUAUUCAAGUGGUGUAGCUGCUGCUGCUGCUGCUGUCGGUGGUCUUGCUGCUACUGGUGCUGGUGUUGCUGCUCUUUCUUCAAGAAGACAACCUCCUGCUCAAGAAGAUAUUCAAAGAGAAUUAAAUGAAUCAAGAGCUCCAGUUAAUAAUUUAAGUGAAAGAUUAGAUUCAAAUGAAAAAUAUGAUUCUCAUCCUCAAUCUCCUCAACAUCAACAACAACCUCCUGCUGGUUAUCCACCUGCUGGUUAUCCUCCUGCCGGUUAUCCUCCAGCUGGUUAUCCUCCUGCCGGUUAUCCACCUGCUGGUUAUGGUUAUCCUCCAGCUGGUUAUGGUUAUCCACCUCCACCUCCAGAAGCUUAUGGAGUUCCAAGAUCAAACUCUACUACUUCAAUUCCUGGUAGUGAAGUUAAAACGGUGGCUGCUGAACCUGUCAAUGGCAUUUCUUUACCAAUGGCUAUUCUUUUAAUGCUUGUUGCUUUCCUUAUUGGUUGGUUAGUAUUUUAA
Molecule: messenger RNA, 1053 nt
Organism: Scheffersomyces coipomensis
Lineage: Eukaryota; Fungi; Ascomycota; Pichiomycetes; Serinales; Debaryomycetaceae
Product: phosphatidylinositol-binding protein
Exons: 2
Coding region: 1-1053 (350 amino acids)
Biological process (GO): endoplasmic reticulum membrane organization
Cellular component (GO): plasma membrane; endoplasmic reticulum membrane
Molecular function (GO): FFAT motif binding
Source: RefSeq, a predicted model, not a curated record